CGGACUGUUCCUUACCCACGAUGCACCGCAGUGCUCCCCAAAGUUCAACAUGGCGGCGAGGGUACCAGUGGCUUCGGGCAGGCUUCUGGAGAGUGUACGCAAAUGGUACUACGGCUUGAGUGGCUUCAACAAGCUUGGUUUGAUGCGAGACGACACGAUGCACGAGGACAACGAUGUAAAGGAGGCCCUGCAGAGGCUCCCGGAGAACGUCUACAAUGACCGCAUGUUCCGCAUCAAGCGAGCUCUGGAUCUGUCUAUGAAGCAUCAGAUCCUCCCCAAGGACCAGUGGACAAAAUAUGACGAGGAUGAGCCCUACCUGAUGCCGUACCUGGAUGAGGUCAUCCGCGAAAGAAAAGAAAGAGAAGAAUGGAUGAAGAAAUGAGUGAAAGCAAGAGAGGAUUAACCGGCCCCGCUGGUUAAUCCUUGCGCGAAUAUCCUUGGUGUUGUAUUUAAAAUAAAAUCAAAGCCUAUAGAGUUAUUAAAGUGUCCAUUUUGAAAAAA
Syngnathus acus (greater pipefish) is the source of this 501-nucleotide messenger RNA. RefSeq names its product cytochrome b-c1 complex subunit 7 (gene uqcrb). The record is from RefSeq and is a predicted model, not a curated record. NCBI's taxonomy places the organism in Eukaryota, Metazoa, Chordata, Actinopteri, Syngnathiformes, Syngnathidae. The transcript has 4 exons. Bases 50 to 382 code for a protein of 110 amino acids. Gene Ontology annotation, biological process: mitochondrial electron transport, ubiquinol to cytochrome c.